Molecule: messenger RNA, 2388 nt
Organism: Bradysia coprophila
Lineage: Eukaryota; Metazoa; Arthropoda; Insecta; Diptera; Sciaridae
Product: apoptosis-inducing factor 1, mitochondrial-like
Biological process (GO): apoptotic process; mitochondrial respiratory chain complex assembly
Cellular component (GO): mitochondrion; cytoplasm
Molecular function (GO): FAD binding; NAD(P)H oxidase H2O2-forming activity; protein dimerization activity
Source: RefSeq, a predicted model, not a curated record
CAAAUAACGUCUUGCUCACGUAGCAGCCCAUCGCUACACUUAUACAUUAUGCGUCAAUGUGACAAAUUUUAGUUUGUAAAAUGGCAUUAUUGUUUCGCAUCAAUGUAAUUUCCAAGAAGCUUUCCAGCCUUUGCCGUUUAUAUACCCAAACAUUUGAUAAACAAGUUAUUCUAGCCCCAUUCGCUUGUCGACAGCGAAAUAUAUUCACAAACAGUUGCAGCAUUUACUUUUCCAAAAAGAAAGUGGACGAGGUCAAGGCACCCAAAUGUCCCGAUUUCGAACAAUUUUUUACCAAAGUGAAAAAAGGUCAAGUUAACAAAAAUGAUGGAGAGCAAUUAGGUAACAGCGGUGGCGACAAACGGAAAUCACCUUUCAUUCAACCACCGAUUUUUGACGACAAAAGAAAGGUUGGACCACCACUACGAUCUGCUAUUGAGAAGAAGGCUUUACCAAUACUACCAACGCAAACGAGUGACGCCGAAGACAAGCCUCCACCAAAUGUUCAAAAUAAAAAUGAGUUGAAACCUAGGACCUCGGAUGACAAAGUGAAACAACCUGAUAGACCACAAGCAUCGGAGAAAAAGUUCUCUUCGGCAAAGACUUUAGAUGAAUUUAAACAGUUUGCAUUGAUGCCGCAAUCCUGGGGUCCUAAAACCCCUGCAGUAGAAUCAAAUCCAUCACAACAAAAUAAAAUCGUUCCUCCUCAACAAUCGCAAGCUAUCGAGGACAGCAAAGAAAAACUUAGUAAGACGAGUAAGCCGCCAACCGAUGGAGACAACAAUAAGUAUGCAAGAAAAUACGUUUGGGUAGCUGCAGCUGCUGCUCUACUUGGAACGACUUUGUUUUUUUCUACGAAGAAAUCAAAUCCAGAUAAACCUUCGAUCAAGAUCAACGAAGAUGAAGCCGUACCUAUCAGAGUUGUGACAACUGAAGUCGAGGGUCCCUUACAGAUUCCAAAUAAAGUUCCCUACUUGAUAAUUGGAGGAGGAGCCGCAAGCUGGUCUGCAUUCAAAGCUAUCAAAGAACAUGUCCCCAAGGCCAAGGUACUUGUUGUUUCAAACGAAAAGCACCCGCCAUAUAAGCGCCCACCAUUGUCGAAAGACCUUUGGUCUUCUGGAACCAAUUUAAAUGAAAUUGACCAACAAAUUUACUUGGAACCUGCGGAUUUCUAUAUAGAUCCAAUGCAGUUGUUGAACGAAGAGAAUGGUGGAAUAUCCAUUGUCACGAAUCGUACAGCUAAGAAUCUGAAUUUAUGUGAAAGAAAGGUGGUCCUAACUGACGGCACAGAAAUCGAAUACGAGGAAUGUUUGUUGGCCAUUGGUUCGAAACCGCGGAAUUUACUAGUUUUCCAGACUGCACCACUUCGAAUCCGGAAUAAAAUCAGUUUUUUUAGAAAUUUGAACGAUUUUCAGUCCGCCAAGGAAAUUUUAAGUGAAUCGGAAUCGAUUGCUGUAAUUGGUGGCGGAUUCCUCGCCAGUGAAAUUUCAUUCGCUUUGUCGACAUACGCCAACAGCAAGAAGCUGAACGUGAAGAUAUAUCAAUUAUUUCAUGAAAAUGCAAACAUGGACAUGACUUUACCACAAUGUUUAAGCGAUUGGACGACGAACAAACUGACCGACUAUGGGCUGUCUAUAAUGCCGAACACGCAAGUGCACAGUGUGCAUAUGGAAAAUUCGAAACUAAAACUGAGUUUACUGAGUGGCCAGGUGCUUGUGGUUGAUCAUGUCAUUGUAGCCAUGGGAUCUCAACCAGAUUACACAUUCAUCCAAAUGUCAGGACUAAAGUUAGCUAGCCAAGACUGUGGUAUCGCUGUGAAUAGGAGACUCGAAGCAUUGCCUCAUUUAUAUGUGGCUGGAGAUGCUGCCUGUUUACCAGGGUAUUUGGGUAAAGAAACCGAGACAAGCUACGAUCAUGCAAUAGCGACCGGUCGGAUAGCUGGCGAAAAUAUGACUGGGCAAAAAAAAUCCUUUGCUCACCAAAGUAUGUUCUCAUCGAAUGUGGCACCAAAAAUGUCAUUCCAAAGCAUAGGACGUAUAGACUCAGAACUGGCAACAGUUGGAGUGUUUUCCUCUCCCCCAGACAAUGUCACCGAUGGCAUCGAUGGUGUCUCCAGAGGUGUAGUAUUUUACAUGAAAAACGAUCGUGUGGUGGGAAUUCUGUUGUGGAAUGUUCUCAAUAAAAUUAAUGUAGCGCGACAGGUAAUUGCCGAGGGAAGGACGUUGUACGAUCUGAAUGAAGUAGCAAAACGUUUUCAAAUUGACGAAACUGAAUCAAUUAUUUAAAAAUUGUCCGUUUUACACCACAAAUAUUUUGUUUCGUGCUUGUUCACCCUUUUUGUAUCCAUAUAAUCUACAGAUGUAUCGAAACUAAAGCGAAAUUGAAAUUGUC